Molecule: messenger RNA, 2477 nt
Organism: Meleagris gallopavo (turkey)
Lineage: Eukaryota; Metazoa; Chordata; Aves; Galliformes; Phasianidae
Source: RefSeq, a predicted model, not a curated record
CUUUACACCCAGCUGAAGGUCGUCGCAGCUGCACAGAGGGAGGAGCUGCAGGUGGUGGCAGCUCCCGUCCUGCUGCUGCCGGAGGUGCUGGUGGCUUCUGAGGGGUCUUGCGCUGCUUGGGAUGUAGAGUACAGCCGCUUUGAGUCUAAGAUCCACGACUUGAGAGAGCAGAUGAUGAACAGCAGCAUGAGCUCUGGCUCUGGCUCACUUCGGACAAGCGAGAAGAGGUCCCUCUAUGUCCGAGCUCUGUUUGACUAUGACCGGACCCGGGACAGCUGCUUACCCAGUCAGGGGCUCAGCUUCUCCUAUGGGGACAUCCUGCAUGUCAUCAAUGCCUCUGAUGAUGAGUGGUGGCAAGCUAGGCUUGUGACACCUCACGGUGAGAGCGAGCAGAUAGGAGUCAUCCCCAGCAAGAAGAGGGUGGAGAAGAAGGAGAGAGCGCGGUUGAAAACGGUGAAAUUCCACGCCAGGACCGGCAUGAUAGAGUCCAACCGGUCGAUCAAAACGAAACGUAAAAAGAGUUUCCGCCUCUCUCGAAAGUUUCCAUUUUACAAGAGCAAAGAGAACCUGGCCCAGGAGAGCAGCGGACAGGAACAGGGCGUGACAUCAAACACCAGUGACAGCGAGAGCAGUUCCAAAGGACAAGAGGACGCUAUCCUGUCAUACGAGCCGGUGACACGGCAAGAAAUUCACUACGCCAGGCCUGUGAUCAUCCUGGGGCCCACGAAGGACCGAGUUAAUGACGACCUCAUCUCUGAAUUUCCACACAAGUUUGGUUCCUGCGUGCCACACACCACCAGGCCUCGGCGUGACAAUGAGGUGGAUGGACAGGAUUACCACUUCGUCGUCUCUCGAGAACAGAUGGAGAAGGAUAUUCAGGACAACAAGUUCAUAGAGGCUGGGCAGUUCAAUGACAAUCUCUAUGGGACCAGCAUUCAGUCGGUGCGGGCGGUCGCAGAGAGGGGAAAGCACUGCAUCCUGGAUGUAUCUGGCAAUGCUAUCAAGAGGUUGCAACAAGCACAACUUUAUCCUAUUGCCAUUUUCAUCAAACCAAAAUCCAUCGAAGCGCUCAUGGAGAUGAACCGGAGACAGACAUACGAACAGGCCAACAAGGUCUUUGACAAAGCCAUGAAACUUGAGCAAGAAUUUGGAGAGUAUUUUACAGCCAUCGUACAAGGAGAUUCUCUCGAAGAGAUUUACAGCAAAAUCAAACAGAUCAUCGAGGACCAAUCCGGGCACUACAUCUGGGUCCCGUCCCCAGAGAAGCUCUGAAGCUGUCCCCCACCUGCGGGGACCAUCUCUGACGUCCCACCCCACCUGUGCCCUCUGCCCUAAGGGGGGGGGAUGUGCAAACGAUUCCUUGCCCCCUUUUUUAGAUCGUCGCAAAAUUGAGUUUUCUAGUCCUGUUUCUUUUGUUGGGAUGAACUGAUCUCAUUCAUCACGUGACUGUUCCCACCAUCCCUGCAUGGACCUUCCCACUGCUCCAUUAGAGACAGAUGAGAACCCAUUCAAGAGUCGUUUUUUAUUAUUAUUAUUAUUAUUAUUAUUAUUAUUAUUAUUAACUAAACCAAGAAUCCAGAAGGGAGGAGGCGGCUGAGGACUGACGUAAGAAACAAGUGGAACAAUGGACUCUGAGAACACGAGCAGUGUCAGAGCUCCAGGGCAUUUCUUCCAGGUGUGACUGCCUAGCAGCUCUGAGCAGUGCGACAGAACGGCAGCAAGAAGGCAUUUUAUUUAUCUGUAUAUGUAAUUUAUAUAUAAUAUAGAGAAAGAUAUUAUAUAUAUAUUAUAUAUAUAUAUAUCCGUGUGGACUAGGAAACCUGAGGGACCUCUUCAAAGGUACUGUGUUAUUGCAAGGAUCUUUCAGUUCCUUUGUCCCACCCGCUGGGCAGAAACGAUCCUGGCGGUACCACGAGCAUCUCCUGCUGCCCUGCCAGCAGCCCCAGGUUGGGGAGCAGCACAGAGCCCCCCAGAAGGACCCGGAGCUCUGGGCUGACCCAGGAGCCACAGACUGAACAGGAGGCUGCGGAGGGAGAGAAUGGAUGAUGCUACAUAUUAAAUUGCACAUUGUUUUACACGCCACCGUAUGUGUUUGCAUGAGAGGUUUCCUUUUGGUUCUAUUUUUUUAAGCUGAUGUUAAACCAAAACCAUAUUGUGUUGCUGUGUUGGCUUUUUUUUUUUUUUCAUUAUUCCAUUUUUUUUUUUUUCUCUUGUUAAUAAUGAACUGAACGGGUAUAAAAUCCAGUUUUUUAACUUAUUUUUUAAGCUGGCUUGUAUUGUAAAUAGAAUCCAGAUCCGAGGUGUUUAGUUAGGAAAUACUCUACCAGCCUCAUGAAACGAUGUACUCGCUGUCCUGUGUUGCUGUGGAAAACCUGGGAUGUCAGGCUGGCCCUGGACCUGUGCUGAAAGGUGAAUGAUUCCUUCUGGUGUUGGCUGCUGUCACGAUGAGCCCCAGCUGUGCUCCGGGUGGCUGCUCA